Molecule: messenger RNA, 248 nt
Organism: Dentiscutata erythropus
Lineage: Eukaryota; Fungi; Glomeromycota; Glomeromycetes; Diversisporales; Gigasporaceae
Source: the annotation of a GenBank genome assembly
CCAUUGAUCAAGAGAUAAUCAAUACCAAAAAUGAUGUAUCAAUAUUUGAAAAUCACGCAGAUGAUUUCUUUGAAUAUGUGGUAAGGCAAACUCAGUUUACUGAAAAAGAUCUGCUUUGUGAAGUAAAGCAGUAUUUGGGUCGUAUUAUUGAUGAUAGCCAUGCUUCGUUGGAUGCAAAUAUGAUAGCUGCAUUAAUGUGUCAAAGAAAUUGGUUAGAUGCAGCUAAAAAGUUUGGUUGGAAGCUGUAA